This is a messenger RNA of Penicillium egyptiacum, 693 nucleotides long. Lineage: Eukaryota; Fungi; Ascomycota; Eurotiomycetes; Eurotiales; Aspergillaceae. The record is from the annotation of a GenBank genome assembly.
AUGCGUUACUUCAUCACCGCCUCAAUCCUCGCCGCAGGCGCCCUAACCCAAUCAACAGAAGACUACCUGAAGUGCGCCAGCGCCGCCCUCAGCGACAUCGACACAUCAUCCUUCACCUCCUGCACAGACAAAACCUCCCAAGACUGCUUCUGCGCCAACAAAUCCGCAAUUGAAACCCUCACCUCAUCCGACCCCGCCUGCGCCGGCCUCGACCUAAGCACCCUAACCUCCACUCUCUGCGACAGCUCAAAGGAAACCACACCGGCCAGGCACGCAAGCAGACCUAUGCAACCGGCCAACAAGCGCGCCUUCGCACCCGAAGCCGCUGCUCCACGCGUCGUCUACGUGACCAAGACCCGCACUGACUGCAGCUGCAAGAGCACGUCUGUCGCCGAGAGACCCAUGCAUGUCUCCCAGAUCCCUGUCGAUAUCCCGGCUUCCAGUAGUAUGGCUUCUAUGGUGGCGGUGUCGACGCCCGCUGGUCGUGAGCAUGGAUUGAUGGGUGGUGCGGCUUCGUCGUCUGCGCUGUUUGGCCCGCAGGCUUCUGGCGCCACGCCUUCGGCUGUGCCUUCUGGUGUUGAUCCGACUCGCUUCUCGCCUUUCCAGGGGGCAGCGGCUGCGGGUGUUUCGGUUCAUGGGGGUGUUGCCAUGCUCGGGGUUGCGGCUGUUAUGGCUGUUAUGGUUGCUUUGUAA